This is a messenger RNA of Schistosoma curassoni, 730 nucleotides long. The record is from the annotation of a GenBank genome assembly. Lineage: Eukaryota; Metazoa; Platyhelminthes; Trematoda; Strigeidida; Schistosomatidae.
UAGAUUAGCAGCACAUAUCAAUGAUUAUCAAUGUUAUCAAAUUGAAUUAUGUCGUGGUUAUGAUUAUGUAUCCUUUCAUGAAGAUCUAAAAAAACUUUAUUAUAUCGCUGGUAUAGAUAAUAAACCAACUGUAUUCUUAAUAACAGAUAAUCAAAUUAUUAUAGAAGAAUUCUUAGAAGAUAUUAAUAAUAUAUUGAAUUCUGGUGAAGUCUCCAAUCUAUUCGAUAAUGAUGAAUAUGAACAUAUUAUUAAUGAUUGUCGUAUAGCAGCAAAAGAAUAUGGUAUUAUUGAAGGGAAUCGUAAUGGAAUUUAUGAAUUUUUUAUUAAUCGUAUUAAAAAUAAUUUACAUAUUGUAUUAUGUAUGUCACCAAUUGGUAUUAAUUUUCGUAUAAGAUGUAGAAUGUUUCCAUCAUUAAUUAAUUGUUGUAUCAUUGAUUGGUUUAUUGAAUGGCCUAAAGAAGCAUUAUAUAAUGUUGCUAUGUAUACAUUUUCACAAGAGGAUUUUGGUUCAAAUGAACUUAAAGAAUCUAUAUCAAAAUUAUCUACCGAUAUUCAUUUAAGUGUUUCAGAAGCAGCUGUACGUUUUUAUAAUGAAUUAAAACGUCAUUAUUAUACUACACCGACAAGUUAUUUGGAAUUGCUUGGAUUAUAUAUAACAAUGUUGAAUAAAAAAACAAAAGAAUUAACUGAUGGACGUGAUAAAUUUCGUAAUGGUUUAAAAAAAUAUUAG